Molecule: messenger RNA, 5496 nt
Organism: Carassius carassius (crucian carp)
Lineage: Eukaryota; Metazoa; Chordata; Actinopteri; Cypriniformes; Cyprinidae
Gene: bcam
Product: basal cell adhesion molecule (Lutheran blood group)
Exons: 16
Coding region: 188-2164 (658 amino acids)
Cellular component (GO): plasma membrane
Source: RefSeq, a predicted model, not a curated record
AGCCAAGCCACUGCCAUCCGCAUCAGAUUUCUUGCGCCAAGAAGGACGGGGGAGCGCACUGCAGACUACACUACUGCGAGUGAGCGCGACAGCAGAGCACAGAGUGAAGGAGCUGUACCGAGACGACAAGCUGCAAAGAAACACAACGACGCGACGCGAAACAAAGCCGCCAAGUUGAGACGCAACUAUGGAGAGAGCGAUGUUGGGACGGUUCGGGAUUUGCGGCACCUUGCUUGUUGUAGCGCUGCAAGCAUGUCUGGCUUCAGUCACGGUCAAGGUGACUCCAGAGGUGGAAGUGAUCAAAGGAGAGACUGCCACACUGCCUUGCAGCUACACCACCUCUGCACCGGCCUCUGCUGUUGUGGUCCAAUGGUUGAUUGAGGUUGCAGGUGCAAGAAAACAAAUUGCUUUCAAGUCUCCACAAGGUAUUGGUGUUGAUCCAGGCACAACAAUGACAGAUCGUCUAACCAUGGAAAACGACCUGUCCAUCACCAUCUCUCCAGUCAUGGUGGAAGAUGAGAGAAUCUACAUCUGCCAAGUGUCUGCUGGAGCUGUAGGGUUCUCUGAAGAUAAGACCCAGGUCAAGGUUUUCUUUGCUCCAGAAAAGCCAACGAUCACAGGAAAUAAUCAGGCUAUUACUGUCACUACUGAAACUGGCACCUCCUCGGAGGUGGGCAAGUGCAUCAGUAGGAAUGCUUACCCUCAGCCUCGUAUUAUCUGGUUUAAAGAUGCCACUCCUCUGCCUGAAGUAAAGGACCUGAAGGAAAAAACAUUUAUGAUACCUAGUGUGGUGAAGGAAGCCUCAAACCUGUACACCAUGACCAGCACGCUGUUCAUGCAGCCGGUUAAAGCUGAUGCUAAAUCUGUCUUCCACUGCACGGUGGAGUACAGCAUGCCAAACAACCAGAUCAAACAGGAGAGCUCCGAUAAGUUCAGCCUCUCGCUGCUCUAUUCAACAGAAACUGUGUUCUUCAAACUGAAGAAUCAGGGGCCAGUCAAAGAAGGGGAUGAUGUGCUGAUGGAGUGUGAGACUGACGGAAACCCUCAGCCAGAGUUUGAUUUUUAUAAAGGGGACAAACAACUGGGAGGAUUGAAAGGAACGCUAACAGUGAAGAAUGUCACUCGAAUGGAUGCUGGAAUCUAUAAGUGUGAAGCUCUGGAUUUUGAUGCCGAAGAUAGUGUUGAGCUUACCAAAACUCUUAGCUUAAAUGUUCACUAUCUUGACCCUGUGGCAGUGACUCCAGAAGGCCCAUUGCUUGCUGCUAAAGGAGAUGCUGUGGAGCUUCAGUGUAAGACCAAGUCCUCUGAUGAAUACACCCUGCAGUGGAAAAAGGACUCAAAGGAGCUGUCGCAGACGGGUGUGUUGACUCUCCAGUCAGUGACUCUGGCUGACGCUGGCGUGUAUUUAUGUGUCGGAGCUGUACCUUCAGUGCCAGGUCUCCGAAAACAAGCUAAUGUCACCCUUACCGUCACAGGUGCACCUGAGAUUGCUGCUCCACUGAAUGGUCUUGUUGAGAAGGAAGGAGGGCUGGUCACUCUCAACUGCUCUGCUCUUGGUUAUCCUCCUCCACAGUUCACCUGGAAACCUUCUGGCAAAGAGUCAGUGAACGUAGUGGGGAAUAAGGUUAUUAGCACAGUCACUCUUGAGGCCUCGGCGGCAGUUCUGAAGGAUGGUGUGAUUUGUGAAGCAUACAACAAGCAUGGAAGAGACAGCAAGAGCUUCAAGGUGUCCAUCAAAUCAGAUCCAGACAAAUCAUCAAAUCCCAAUACUGCUAACCGAGGAAACCCAGUAUUUAAAACAGCGGACAAACAGCAGGGAGGUCCAAGCGCGGUCGUGAUUGCCGUGGUAGUGUGCGUUCUACUGCUUCUCCUCCUGGUGGCUCUGCUCUUCUUCCUUAGUAAGAAGGGCAAGCUGAGCUGUGGGAAAAAGGAAAAGAAGGAUGUGGCAUCUGGGGAGGUGAAAGGUGGUAUUGUGGUGGAGAUGAAGUCCAAUGAGAAAGGCAAUGAAGAGGCUGGUCUGCUUAAGAAACCAAAUGCAGAACAGGUGAGGGGCCAAAGGUGGUUCUCAGCUGUACCACAGUACCAAUUUUGUUUUUGUAAAAUGUUUAUUGUACAACAAAAAUGUAAAAACGGUGGGAUAAUUUUCUAUCAUCAUUCAACAUAACAGAUACAUGCAUGUAAAAAUAGACUUAAUCUGACCUGUACUUAUUCAAAUACAUAAAGGAAUAUGUGAUCAUACAACAUUUUAUUGUAUUUUAAAAGAUAAAAAUUCUCUAAAUGAUAGAAAACAUUUUGCUGACAAAUGGACAAAAUGGGAAAGAAAUUGUAAAGAUUUAAAAUCACAUUUAAUUAGUUCUUGAGACGUGGGCCUCCACUGUGAUCCCUAAAGGGAUAGUUUGCCCAAAAAUUAAAAUUACCCCAUGAUAUUUUUAUUACACAAAACAUUGCUUCACUUCAGAAGGCCUUUAUUAAUCCCCCGGAGCCAACUGGAGCACUUUUUCUGAUGGAUGGACGCACUUGUUUGGGCUUCAAUAUCUCGACCCCAUUCACUGCCAUUAUAAAGCUGGGAAGAGCCAACACAUUUUUUUUAUAUAACUCAGAAUUGUAUUCAUCUGAAUGAUAAAAUUCAUAUACACCUAUGAUGGCUUGAUGGUGAAUAAAUAAUGGGGUAAUUUUCAUUUUUGGGUAAAUUAUGCCUUUAAAUGGACAUAUAGUCUUUAAUCUUGAACAUUUUAUUACUUUAUGCAACUAAAUGAUAGCCAGUAAAAACAGUAUGUGUUCAUUAACAAUCUUUCCACUUUUACAGUGAUAAAAAAAAACGAAGAAGAAGAGAUACAAGUAAGAACAAGAUCUCCAGAGACGUAGGGGAUGUUAGUGAAUUAAGAGUGCUCUGAUGGAGGAGAAGAGAGGAGAUGGAGGAAAGAGAAGAUGAAUUCAUUUUAGCUGUACAGUUUUCUUUUUUGAAAGAUUGUGGGAGGAGCUAUGCUGUUGAACAGAGGGUGGGUUUCAGUUUAGAAGUGGGAGGGGCAAUAAAUGUAAAUUUGGCAUUAUUUUGAUAAGGUUACAUACUGUGUCCUGAUUGUGUAAUCAAGCCAAUCUUUGUAGUACAACUCUAUUAAAUAGAGCACAGCUUAAUGCAGAGUUUUUCUACCCAAAACAAAGCAGAAAAUUCACUGUGGACACUGGAUGUUGCUCUUCAUGCUGUGCUGCACCCUGGUUAUGUUGAUUAGUUCAUGUUGUUGAAAUAGUGCAGUACAGCCUCUUUUUGCAUUACAAACUGCACUGUGUACAUUUUUGAUUGUGAACUGCACACGUGCCAUUACCCUGAUUAGUGAACCCUACUGACCACUUUAUGCUUUGGCCAUGAUCUGCAUGGAGCAUAUGGAUGUGCCAUUAAACACACUGUCCAGCUGUUCCUUUCAACGCCUUAGAUAUUUUAGACCAUGCCUGCAUGUCCCAGACCUGUAUGUUUUGAGCUAUAACCAAAAGCCAGAGGUGAUGGGAAAGAAAUAGCGUGUGUGAGAAUCCCAUUCAAACCAUAUAUCUGACUGCAUGGACCCAUUCAGCUCAAGUCUGAGAGUUGUGGGGGAGUUACAGAACUAACUCGAUCAUCUCAUUCCUCUGUACUGCACUGAAUUCCAUUCGACAGCCCAAACAUGUUCAAAGACUUUAACCUAACUCUGUAAUUAUCACACAUAGGUUAGUAAGAGAACAGGUCUAUAGUAUUUUAAAAUGCAUCCUAAUGGGAUUAAUCAUUCACUUUUUUAUAUAUAUAGUCUAAACUUCACUAUUCUUUUUGGAUUAUUAAAAUACUGAGCAUUAUUGGAAAUUAUCUACUCACUGAGCAGAAAACAUAAUGAACAUUCUGUCCCAAUAUGCUAUUCUGUUUGAAGUUUUUCCAACACUAUUGAUAUCCCUAAGUUUUUCAUUAUUUAUAUUUAGAGAAACGUAUCAAGUUAAACACUUUCAGCCUUUUCUUAAAGCUUAAAAGUUUUUGCUCUGUUUAGUUAUGUGAAACCCCAAGGCUUUAUACAUUCAUAAUUCAUACACCAACGAAUUCUAUCAUCAUUUACUCAUCCUCAUCAUCGUUCCAAACCUAGAUAGCUUACUUUCUCCUGUUGAACACAAAUUAAGAUAUUUUGAACUGCUUUUGUACACAAUGAAAGUCAAUGGAGUACAAAACAAAACGAGAUCCCAUUGAUUUUCAUUCUAAAAUAAAAACACUGAGAAUGACAGUGAGAAGGGUGAGUAAAUUGUGACAUACCGGUAAUUUUCCUUUUUGGGAGAACUAUCACUUUACAUUCUGAGAGCAAGGAGAUGAAAAACUUGGUAAAAGUCGAGGGGCAGAACUAUGACACUGUUGUCACACGGUGGUCAUCUUUUUUGUUAUUUAUCAAUACUGUUGCCAAUUUCACUUUGUUUUUUAAACCAAAAAUAUGAGUGAACAUGGGGUGUAAAAAUGAUUUCUUUAAACUUGUAUAUGACGUUACAGGUUUCUGUGUUUUGCAUAUCUAUGUAGUUUGUAUCUUUCUCAGUAAAAGCACACUGUUGUUCAGGUAGCACAGCUGGAACAUUCUAGAAUCAGUAUGUUGUUGGAAAACCCUGUCAUUUCCAGCCCAAGCCCUACUGUUAAACAAAGCUCUGAGCCUUGUUAUUUGCUUCAAAUAACAGAUUCACAAUCUGCUGUUCUUUGAGUCGGGUCCUCUGCAUGUCAGAGCAACACCCAUGGACAGUUUUUACACAAUUUCUGAAUAUGGUCACACACACUUAUACAGUAAAGUGCUUCUCUGUACCAACAAAACAGUGAUUCUAGAGUCUCUAUGCAGCAGGUUUGGUUGGAUGAGGGUAAGAAGAGGAGAAAAGAGAUGCAUAGAGAGUGGGAGAGGGCUUGGUUUGAAUAUAACAUUAUAAUUUUUUUUAUCUACUGAGUCUUUGUGUGUAGUUGAGAGUAUCUUAAUGAAUCAGUAUGUAUUAAUUGUCCAGUAGACACAUGGAGCAUGAGCUAAAAUAUCGCUGAAAAUCUCAAACACUGGAAAAUGUAUGGUGGCCCGUUUAUGAAGGCCUCUUGUCUUAGACUCCUCAUAGAAUAUUUUUUACUUUUAUCUUGAUGCUCUUUUUUACAUUUACUGAUUUCAUUUUGCAAAAUGUAGUCAUAUGUUCUGUCAAUGUAAUGUGUGAUUUAUAGUUAUGGUCAAUAUUUGCAUACAAGUUAUUUGAACGCCCAUUUUCUAAGACAAUGAGUAACAAAAAAAAAAGUUUUCUUAAGGAUACGCAUCUUAACUACUGAAUGAUUUUGCAGUUUUGCUAGUUUUGCAAGAAAUAAGAGUGCUGUUUUGAAUAAGAUGUCAUACUUUAUGGAUGUCUGCAAUUGUUUGUGCCCUCCAGGUAUUCUGUAUAUUUGUGGUACGCAUUUGUGAACUUUGUAGCUUGUCUUCUGAUUGGAACUGUGUAAAGUUUAUACUGUCAAGCAACAACAACAACUACAACAAAUCCCAA